AUGGAUGCGCGAGCUUGGCCCGCACUGUCUCAUAGGGCCGGAGCCGCUGGAGUGGCAGGGGAGGCCUUCAACCCAAUGAAUGUACAGGAUGGCCUGUUUGAAGGAUUUCUAGUUGAAUGUGUUAUGAAACAUGUACUUACCAGUCCCUCGUCUGCACUUGCUGGAGAUGACUUCCAUGUCUCUAAUUCUUGCAAUGCUGUAAUCCACAGAAUGAUGAUGGCAGAGGCUGAAAAUAUUGCUUAUGCAGCUGUCCAGGCACGCUCAGCAAUCACUUCUCGUGACAAAUGGACCACAGAGGACAGUAAAUUCUCAUAUCGAAAGUUUUAUUACAGGAUCAUCGACGUCAUUCACAAUCUGCCAGACAAAGCAUGGGCAACAGCAACACUACAACACUACAACCUAAAAUUAUUCACAGACAAGGCUGGACGCGCUGCUGCCCUCUCGACCUCUGCAACCUCAGAUGUCAGAGACUUGGACAAAGAUGAAGACGACGUUGCAUUGAUGUGCAAACAAUUUGCUCUUCGGUCUGCAAAUCUCGCAAGCACAGUGAAACCUGCUCCACCACCGCCUGCUCCAUCAAGUAUUGACUCAGAGGUGCUUCCUCCACGGCUGCAUACUCACAAGGACCCAAGCCUGUCAGCCUCAUCUUCUCCUACUCCACAUUCCUCUUCACCUGCUCACCCAGCUUCAAAACUGGAUCACCCUGUGGCUAGUAUUGCUCCCCUGGCUCCCAAGCCACGUCCCAAGCCACGUCAGGGUGUGGCUACACCAUCCGAGGCAUCCACACCACUUCCCCGCAAGAAACAGAAGUCAGCUCAACCGGAAAGCCCACUUACGGAAUCCAACGCAGAGGAAGUUGAGGCUCCAGUUCGAAGAUUGCCCCAAAAAGCUCAACCCAAGGCCAGCAGCAAGACUGCUAAAUCCACUAGCGCACUGAAGAAAAGGAGGGGAAGAAAAUGA
Suillus subalutaceus is the source of this 960-nucleotide messenger RNA. RefSeq lists its product as uncharacterized. The record is from RefSeq and is a predicted model, not a curated record. The transcript has 6 exons. Bases 1 to 960 code for a protein of 319 amino acids. Lineage: Eukaryota; Fungi; Basidiomycota; Agaricomycetes; Boletales; Suillaceae.